This is a messenger RNA of Neofelis nebulosa (Clouded leopard), 2602 nucleotides long. It is a transcript of the gene GLT1D1, whose product is annotated as glycosyltransferase 1 domain containing 1. The coding region runs from base 1448 to 2437 and encodes 329 amino acids. The transcript is spliced from 12 exons. Gene Ontology annotation, molecular function: glycosyltransferase activity. NCBI's taxonomy places the organism in Eukaryota, Metazoa, Chordata, Mammalia, Carnivora, Felidae. The record is from RefSeq and is a predicted model, not a curated record.
AACACUAGAAGAAACCAGUUACUUUAGACCUGCGGCUUUCUUUUGCAUUUGAUCAUGUCAAGUGCUGUCCGGAAAGCCAGAGAAAGGAAAGCUAAGCAGGGCACUUAAACCACAGUUGUAUGUGUGUCUUCUGAUUUCAGGAAGAUCCCCGCCCCCCACCCCGCACGCCACGUUUCUAGUUCUCAGUACUGUGGUGGGGGGACAAAGGUGGUGCAGAGACUGGAACCUGAUAGAAAAAGAGAAGGAGUUUGUUAGUGUCAUGAAGCAAAAAGAGAGAGAGAGAGAGAGAGAGAGAGACGUCAAGUGUUGAUUUUUAUCAUGAGCCAUUUCUAAAGUCAGUAUCUCGCCCUGAAAAUGCGAUCACUUUUACACGGGGCAAAUAACAUAGUUUCAUUUUUCCUGGUGCCGUGAACUGGAGAAAUAGUCUAAGCAAACACUAUGAUGAAAGAAAAAAUAGAUUUUGCUUUACAUAUAUUUUAAGGCCCUUGUGUUAGAAGCAUCUGGAGAAGCGUAAGAGAUGCUUACGACCUUUUCUGUUCUAGUCGUGCCCCCCCCCACUAAUUAUUUCUAUGUCAUCCCGUGAUAUCACAUUUGUCUGUGAACCCUUUUCACUGCCUACUUGGGAGAAUCACAAAAGACUUCACCAAAAUGAACUAAUUAGCUAUGAUACUGUUUACGGUCCUUCUUUUGUCUCCUAAAUGGGCACACGGAAGCAAUGAACAAAGAAAUGGGCCCCCAAAGAUCUGUCAGAAUCUCCUACCCUACAGAACAGGUGUAUGCCAGAAAAAUCCAACGACAGUGAAUUUCAGCCCAGCAAAUCCUAUAGCAGCACUGACUUCCAUUAAAAAAUCAGGAGGGGCGCCUGGGUGGCUCAGUCGGUUAAGCGUCCAACUUCAGCUCGGGUCAUGAUCUUGCGGCCCGUGAGUUCAAGCCCGCGUCGGGCUCUGUGCUGACAGCUCAGAGCCUGGAGCCUGCUUCGGAUUCUGUGUCUCCCUCUCUCUCUGCCCCUCCCCUGCUCAUGCUCUGUCUCUCUGUCUCAAAAAUAAAUAAACAUUAAAAAAAAUUUUUUUUAAAUCAGGAAUGCAUCAUCGUGGGAACAAAAUUUCACAGCAGUGCAAAUUCAACGAUUUCACUUAAUUCAACAAACAUCUACCCGGUGCCUACCCUACCGAUGACAUCUUCCCAAGCAAGGGGGAGGUUGGAGCCAUGACUAAGCUCAGACUCAGGGGUAGGAGGAUUGGGAAGGGUCCCAGCACGUCGGUCAGGGCGUUCACACAAGCCAUCAUCUUUGAUAUGGGCCUGUUAGUGGGUGGAGUGGUUUGCCCUGGAAAAGAUCUGUCCACAGACAAGCCCCUGGAACCUGUUAUUGCUAAGUGACUGCCAUUUGAUUCAGGGUGAUAAUGUGCCCAGCAGUCACGCUACGUUUCCCAGCUGCCCUGGAUGGAAGAUGUGGCCAGGUACACGGGACCACCUGGAGGCUGCAGGCCACGUGUGUAUUCUGAAAGAUGCCUCCGACUUGGAAAGCUCGUCUGAAAUUGCCAAGCUCAUCGAGGCCGAGAGCCUGGAGGCAGCAGUGGCCCUUCAUCUGUACAGAGGAGGCAGACUCCUGCAAGGUCACGGGAUUCCCUUUGGAAUCAUCUUCGGUGGAACCGAUUUAAAUGAAGAUGUUAACCAUGGAGAGAAGAAGAAAGUGAUGGGGAAAGUCCUGGAAGAAGCCAGAUUUGCCGUCGCCUUCACAGAGUCAAUGAAGGAAAUGGCACAAGCACAGUGGCCGCAUGCUAGGGGUAAGAUCUAUGUCCAGAGUCAAGGAAUCGUGACAGGACCAAACUCUGCCUUUAACUGGAACACCUUUCUUCACCAGUCAGGGAUUAACCAAAGUGCCGAUAAUUUACACAUCUUCCUCCUGGUGUGUGGGCUGAGACAAGUGAAGGACCCUCUCUAUCUGGUGGACGCGUUCUCAGAAUGGCAUCGAGAAGAGCCUAAUGUUUACAUGGUGAUCGUGGGUCCUGAAGUGGACCCAGUGUUUACAAGGGAAGUGGGAGCCAGAGUAAAGAGGGCUGCGGGCGUGCGGCUGAUCCGAGAGAUGCCCCAGGGGGACCUACACGCAGCGCUCAAGAACUGCUUCGCGGUGGUGAACAGCUCAGUCUCCGAGGGCAUGUCUGCGGCCAUCCUGGAGGCGAUGGAUCUGGAAGUUCCCGUGCUGGCCAGGAACAUCCCCGGGAACGCGGCAGUGGUGAAGCACGAAGUCACAGGGCUGUUGUUCUCAGACCCUCAGGAGUUUGUGCAGCUGGCCAAGAGACUGGUCAGCGACCCUGCACUAGAGAGAGAGAUCGUGGCCAACGGAAGGGAGUACGUGAGAGCGUGUCACUCGUGGCAGGCGGAGAGAUGCACCUAUCAGAACCUCAUCAGGACCCUCGAGGGAAGCAUCCAGGACUGAGGGCGCUCGCCUGGUGCCCUCACGCGCCCGCCUGUGGCCGCCGCCAGACGCGCAGCCCCGGGCAGACUCCCAGAGACAGAGCUCUGGGCCACCGGGUCCAUCCCAGGACAAGUCACACCGGUUUUAUCAGAAUCCUAGAUAAACAACAUCAGUUAUAAGGCAGAA